AUGGAAAAGAUGAGUUUUCUUUCUGGGAAUUGGAAGAAGACACAACUUCAUUUCCUGCUGUUUUGGGCUGUAAUUAGCUCCUCUUCAAGUUUAGCAGUUGCUCAGAAUCAGAAUCAACCGGCGUCAACCACUGAUCCCUCUGAAGCAAGACUUGUGAAUUCCAUCUUCCAGAAACUGAAUGUUCGGGCGCCUACUGGAUGGAAUAUCAGUGGCGAAUUAUGUACCGGGUCGGCUGUUGACUCCACAGAUCUCCAAAGUUCAAAUCCGGGCAUUAAGUGUAACUGCUCUGAUAAAAAUGGUGCCCUGUGCCAUAUCACGGGGCUUAGGCUUUUUGCAAUGGACCUGCUGGGAGGCCUUCCAGAUGAGCUCUGGAAUUUGACUUACCUCACAGAUUUAGACUUGGGACAGAAUUACUUUACAGGUCCAAUUCCUGCAGCCAUUGCCCGGCUUACUCGGUUACAGAAUUUGAGCUUGCGCUUUAAUGCAUUAUCGGGCCAACUACCUAAGGAACUAGGGUUGCUAACGGACUUGAGAGUACUGUCAAUUGGCAUCAACAACUUCACUGGGUCUUUCCCAUCUGAGCUCGGGAAUUUAACUAGGCUCACGCAAAUUUAUUUUGAUAGCUCGGGGAUUAGUGGUGUCCUACCUCCAAGUUUUGCAGGGUUACAAAACCUCUCGAUCAUGUGGGGUUCUGAUACUCAACUCACUGGUCAAAUACCCGACUUCAUAGGGAAUUGGUUACAGCUCAAUGUCUUGAGGUUACAGGGUAACUCUUUCCAAGGCACCAUACCAUCUUCAUUUUCAAAUUUGACAUCCUUAACAGACUUGAGGAUAAGCGAUCUAACCAAUGAGAAUGCGAGCCACUCUUUGGAGUUUAUCCGGAAUAUGAAGUCUCUAAACACAUUAGUUUUGAGGAACAAUAAUAUUUCUGGUCCUAUCCCUUCCUACAUAGGCGAGCUCCAGAAUCUACAGCGCCUGGAUUUGAGCUUCAAUAGUUUCAGUGGAGGCAUACCAGACUCACUUUUCAACACUACAAAUCUUACACAUAUAUUUCUUGGUAACAACAAAUUAACUGACUCCCUGCCUCAGCAAAAGAAUUCAAAUCUCCAGAAUAUAGACCUCUCGUACAAUGAAUUAUCUGGGAGCUUCCCUUCUUGGGUCAAUGACCAAAAAUUACAGCUUAAUUUGGUGGCAAACAACUUCACCCUGUCAGAUUCAAAUAGCAGUAGUCUUCCAUCAGGAUUGUACUGUCUUCAAAGAAAUUUCCCUUGCAAUCGUGGAUCUCCAAUCCACUCCAAUUUCGCAAUCAAAUGUGGCGGUCCAGCUCUGACUUCUUCUGAUGGUAUUCAAUAUGAAGCCGACAACCAGAUCAAUGGUCCAGCCACUUACUAUGUCAUGAGUUCAAGAAAAUGGGCAGUUAGUAAUGUUGGUUUUCCUGCUGAUGGGCCAUUCCCAAAAUAUACAUUUGUUUCAUCAUCUUCAUUCAGAAACACUCUGGAUCCUGAGAUAUUCCAAUAUGCGCGGGUAUCAGUUGGAUCACUGAGAUACUUUGGCUUGGGCCUGGAAAAUGGUAACUACACAGUAAAUCUCCAAUUCGCUGAAUCAGAAAUCCUUGAUACUGUUAGUUGGAGGAGUCUUGGUAGACGUGCUUUUGAUAUAUAUAUCCAGGGAAAUCUUGUGGAGAAAGAUUUUGACAUCAAAAGAGAGGCAGGUGGACGCUCUUUGACCGCUGUUCGAAGGACAUAUACCGCUAUUGUGUCCAAAAACUACCUGGAAAUCCAUCUUUUUUGGGCUGGCAAGGGAACUUGCUGUAUUCCUGGGCCAGGUUCAUACGGACCUCUAGUUUCUGCUAUUAGUGCCACCCCAGAUUUCAAUCCCACCGUUGCUAAUGCUUCUCCCGGUUCUGGAAAGAAGAAUCGAAGUGGUUUGGUUGUUGGAAUUGUUGUUCCCAUCAUUAUCAUAAGCUUUCUAUCCGCAUUUGCUGUGUACUUUUUAAUCUGGAGAAGAAAAAGGCGGCAAAUGUUUGAAGAAGAAGAAUUCUCGGGGAUGGAUGCCAGACCAUACACAUUCAGUUAUGCAGAACUUAGAGCAGGGACAAAUGACUUCAAUCCUGCUAACAAGCUUGGAGAGGGUGGAUUUGGUACUGUUUUUAAGGGAACCCUUUACGACGGAAGAGUUGUUGCUGUCAAAUUACUAUCUGUAGCAUCCCAUCAAGGAAAGAGUCAGUUUGUAGCAGAGAUUGCAACCAUUUCGGCUGUGCAGCACCGUAAUCUUGUGAAAUUGUACGGUUGUUGCAUUGAGGGAGACAGAAGAUUGCUUGUGUAUGAGUAUCUUGAGAACAGGAGUCUCGAUCAAGCGUUAUUUCGAACCAAAAGUUUACCCCUUGAGUGGUCGACCCGGUUUGAUGUAUGCCUUGGAGUAGCAAGAGGUCUGGCUUACCUUCAUGAAGAAUCUCGGGUUCGAAUAGUGCAUAGGGAUGUGAAGGCCAGUAACAUUCUGCUUGAUUCAGAUCUCAACCCCAAGAUUUCUGACUUUGGCUUGGCCAAACUUUACGAUGACAAAAUGACACAUGUAAGCACUCGUGUUGCUGGAACAAUAGGCUAUCUUGCACCAGAAUAUGCCAUGCGAGGACAUCUCACAGAGAAGGCUGAUGUGUUUGGAUUUGGAGUUGUAGCUCUUGAGAUUGUGAGUGGAAGGCCAAACUCCAACACAAGUCUGGAAGACGAUAAGAUUUACCUUCUAGAAUGGAAUGAACGUGACCUUGAGCUGGUGGACCCACGAUUGACUGAAUUCAAUGAGAAUGAAGUGAAAAGGGUGAUUGGUGUGGCCCUGUUGUGCACACAAACCUCGCCAUCAUUGAGGCCUGCAAUGUCUCGCGUCGUGGCAAUGCUCUCUGGAGACAUAGAGGUGACUGGGGCAGUUUCAAAGCCUGGUUAUCUGACUAACUGGAAAUUUACAGAAACAACAAUUACAGUUCACUAUGUCCAAAAUCAAACCAACCCAACAACUGACCCCUUUGAUGCAAGACUUGUGAACUCAAUGUUCCAGAGAUUGGGUGUUCGAGCACCUACUCAGUGGAAUUUCAGUGGUGAAUUAUGCAGUGGUCUAGCCGUUGACUCCACAGACCUCCAGAACUUAAACCCGGGCAUUAAAUGUGAUUGCUCUUACGAUAAUGGCAACACUUGCCACAUUACUGCACUUAGACUUUAUGAAAUGGACCUUGUGGGAUUACUUCCGCAUGAACUCUGGAAUUUGACUUACCUUGAUGACUUAGACUUGAGACGAAAUUACUUUACAGGUCCAAUACCUUCAUCCAUUUCCCGGCUGACUCGUAUGCAAUUUUUGAGUUUUGGCUACAAUGCAUUAUCAGGGGAAAUUCCAAAGGAACUUGGGAUGCUAACAGACUUGAGAUCAUUGGCAUUUGACAUAAACAACUUCACUGGCCCUCUCCCUACUGAGAUUGGGAAUUUAACGAGGCUCACACAAUUUUAUUUUGCUAGCUCUGGGAUUAGUGGUGUCCUACCACCUAGUUUUGCAGCAUUACAGAGCCUCACCACAGUGUGGGGCUCCAAUACUCAACUCACUGGUCCAAUACCUGACUUCAUUGGGAAUUGGUCAUCACUCAGUGUCCUAAGGUUACAGGGGAACUCUUUUCAGGGCAGAAUUCCAUUAUCUUUUUCGAAUUUGAGAUCCUUAACAGAUCUGAGAAUAAGUGAUCUGUCCAAUGCAACCUUAUCCUUGGAGUUUAUAAUGAACAUGACAUCUAUAGGCAUCUUAAAUUUGCGGGACAACAAUAUUUCUGGUUCUAUCCCUUCCAAUAUUGGAGAGCUCCAGAAUCUACAACAGCUGGAUUUGAGCUCCAAUAGUUUGAGCGGAAGCAUACCAGACUCACUUUUCAAGAUUAAUUCCCUCACACAUUUAUUCCUUGGGAAUAACAAGUUAACUGGCUCUCUACCUCAACAAAAGAGUUCUCGUCUUCAGAAUAUAGAUCUGUCAUACAAUGAAUUAUCUGGGAGGUUGCCUGCUUGGGCUGAAGACAAAAACUUGCAACUUAAUCUGGUGGCAAACAACUUUACCUCAUCAGAUGUUGGUAGGAGCAAAUUGCCUUCAGGAUUGUACUGUCUUCAAAGGAAUUUCCCUUGCUAUCGUGGCUCUCCACUCUAUUACAACUUCUCGAUCAGGUGUGGCGGUCCAGCUCUAAGGACUGCAGAUGGAAUUCUGUACGAAGCAGACAAUUUAGCUAGCGGCCCGGCAACUUAUUCCGUCACAAAUUCGAGAAGAUGGGCAAUGAGCAAUGCUGGUCUUCCUGCCGAUGGGCCUAACCCCAGAUAUAUGUUCUCCUCUCCAUCUCGGUUUAACAAUACUUUGGAUUCGGAGCUUUUCCAAUCCGCGCGGAUUUCUGCUGGUUCAUUGAGAUACUUCGGCUUGGGCCUGGAAAAUGGUAACUACACAGUACAUCUCCAGUUUGCUGAACCAGAAAUCCUUGACAAUGUUAGUUGGAGGAGUAUCGGGACACGUGUUUUUGAUAUAUAUGCCCAGGGAAAUCUAGUGGAGCAAAAUUUCGACAUAAAAAAGGCAGCAGGUGGACGUUCUUUUACAGCUGUUCAAAGGGAAUUCAAGGUUAAUGUCUCUGAAAACUACCUUGAAAUUCAUCUGUUUUGGGCUGGGAAGGGAACUUGUUGUGUUCCUGCUCCAGGUUCCUACGGGCCUUUAGUAAAUGCUAUCAGCGCCACCCCAGAUUUUAUUCCUACGGUGUCUAAUAUUCCUCCCUCAUCUAAGAGGAAUCGGGCUGGUUUGAUUGCCGGGAUUGUUGUUCCACUUGUUGUUGCAAGCUUUUUGUUUGUGUGUUGUGUAUACUUCUUCAUCUGGAGAAAGAAAAGGCAGCAGGAGUCUGAGGAACAAGAGUUAUUUGGAAUGGAUACAAGACCAUACACAUUCAGUUAUGCAGAACUUAGAGCUGCAACAGACGACUUCAACCCUUCUAAUAAACUUGGAGAAGGUGGAUUCGGUUCUGUUUUCAAGGGAACACUUAGUGACGGUAGAGUUGUAGCUGUCAAACAACUAUCUGUGGCGUCUGACCAUGGGAAAAAUCAGUUCGUGGCUGAGAUUGCUACCAUUUCUGCAGUUCAGCACCGUAACCUUGUAAAACUUCAUGGUUGUUGUAUUGAGGGAGGUAAAAAGUUACUUGUUUAUGAGUUUCUCGAGAACAAGAGUCUUGAUCAAGCACUAUUUGGAACUAGUAGUCUACACCUCGACUGGCCUACCCGCUUUUACAUAUGCCUGGGAGUUGCAAGGGGUCUGGCUUACCUUCACGAAGAGUCCAGAGUUCGAAUAGUGCAUAGAGAUGUGAAAGCCAGUAACAUUCUGCUUGACUCUGAUCUCAACCCCAAGAUUUCUGACUUUGGGUUGGCCAAACUUUACGAUGACAAAAUGACACAUAUAAGCACCCAUGUUGCUGGAACAAUAGGCUAUCUUGCUCCGGAAUAUGCCAUGCGGGGACACCUUAGUGAAAAAGCUGAUGUGUUUGCAUUUGGAAUCGUAACUCUUGAGAUUGUGAGUGGAAGGCCAAUCUCCAGUUCAAGUUUGGAGGAAGACAAGAUUUAUCUCCUCGAAUUGUUCGGUGAUGCAGCGACCUUCAUGACGACAACAACCAGAGAUUUUAGUCGUCAGGAUGAUUCAUUGUCGAUAAGCGACACGACAAGUGCAAACUGUUCCUCCAGAACUGUUGAACAACCAAUGCUUGGCAGUGUAGUGGGAGGUGCCUGA
Messenger RNA from Oldenlandia corymbosa var. corymbosa, 5766 nucleotides. The record is from the annotation of a GenBank genome assembly. Lineage: Eukaryota; Viridiplantae; Streptophyta; Magnoliopsida; Gentianales; Rubiaceae.